Molecule: messenger RNA, 578 nt
Organism: Nicrophorus vespilloides
Lineage: Eukaryota; Metazoa; Arthropoda; Insecta; Coleoptera; Silphidae
Exons: 4
Coding region: 82-558 (158 amino acids)
Source: RefSeq, a predicted model, not a curated record
UCGAACUCUGUUGAUCGUGCAAUGCCCGUAUAAGGAAGCAGUUGAAGUUCGAGGAAGUCGAGGAGCCUAAAGCUGCCGAGGAUGGCACCGGAUGUAACGCAUCAAAGAGGGAGAUCAAAUAGGAGAAAGAGGAAGAGAGCAAGGAGGAGGAGGAAGAAGAGAGCGUGGAUGAGGAUGAAGAGAGCAAAGAAGAGGAAGAAAGCAAUGGCUUGUUCAUCGUGCAAUGCCCGUAUGAGGAAGCAGCUGAAGUUCAGGUUCGAGGAAGUCAAGGAGCCUAUAGCUGCCGAGGAUGGCGGCGGAUGUCGCGCAUCAAAGAAGAGGAAAAAGAGGAAGAGAGCAAGGAGGAGGACGAAGAGAGUAUGGAUGAGGAUGAAGAGAGCAAGGAAGAGGAAGAAAGCAAAUAUCUGUCCAUCGAACUCUGUUCAUCGUGCAAUGAAGGAAGCAGUUGAAGCUCAGGUUCGAGGAAGUCAAGGAGCCUAUAGCUGUCGAGGAUGGCGUCGGAUGUCGCGCAUAAAAGAAGAUCAAAGAGGAGAAAGAGGAAGAGAGCAAGGAGGAUGACGAAGAGAGCAUGGAUGAGG